AUGCCCCAUAAACGUUCCAAGAAGUCUGUUAGAGACGCCGAGACUGCCAAAAAGGGCCAAAACCUCGCACCGUCCGAUAACAAGUACGACGACACCCCGCGAGGCGCAACCCGUAUCUUUUCCUCCCUCGACCUCCAGACCAAAUUCCGAGCGAGCGGCCGGACGAACAGUGAAGAUACCGGCGAACGGCGCGGAGUCGCCGGGACGAAUGUCAAGGGGAAGGGGAAGGGGAAGGAGGCGCUGCCAAAGAUUAUGCCGCAAGAGACGCUGGGCGAGUACAAUCGCCGUAUAGAAAGUCUGCUCCGGCCUGCAGUCUCAUCUGCGAUCAAGACGGCGGAGAACCAACGGCAAGCGGAAGUAGCGGAUGAGAGGCGCGGGAAGAAGGAGAGGAAGAGGCGGGCGAGGUUGGAGAAGCUUGUCAAGGAGGGCAAGGUGGAUAAGAAGGUGUUGGAAGAGUUUGAAAAGUCGGUCAAGGAGAAGAAGCGGAAGAGGGAGCAAGGGAAGGGUGGGGAUAGUGAGAGUGAAGAGGAGGAAGAGGAGAGGGGAGGGAAGAAGCAGAAGCAGCAGCAAAAGGAGCAGAAAGAGUUCAAGGCUGCGACAUCGACGUCGGCGCCGAGGCGGUUGAACGAUAUCGCCCAAGCACCGCCGUCUCUGCCGCAGCUCAAGAGAGCAGGGGAAAAGUCGGGCGUGUACGGUGCGGUCAGCAGCGGCAAGAUGCCGCUGAAUGCCGGGCAGAAGCGAAUCAUGGAGGAAGAGCGAGAACGUGUGAUCAACUUGUAUAGAGAGAUGAAGGCAAAGAAGCAGGAGAGCAAAAGUAGUUAA
Messenger RNA from Cryptococcus amylolentus CBS 6039, 822 nucleotides. RefSeq lists its product as hypothetical. NCBI's taxonomy places the organism in Eukaryota, Fungi, Basidiomycota, Tremellomycetes, Tremellales, Cryptococcaceae. The transcript has 3 exons. The coding region runs from base 1 to 822 and encodes 273 amino acids. The record is from RefSeq and is a predicted model, not a curated record.